Wasmannia auropunctata (little fire ant) is the source of this 9764-nucleotide messenger RNA. RefSeq lists its product as uncharacterized. The record is from RefSeq and is a predicted model, not a curated record. NCBI's taxonomy places the organism in Eukaryota, Metazoa, Arthropoda, Insecta, Hymenoptera, Formicidae. Bases 3112 to 7044 code for a protein of 1310 amino acids. The transcript is spliced from 7 exons.
CCGGGACGACCCUUGAGGAUUCUGCCGGCUCCUCGUCCUGACGGAAAUAGUGCGCGGCCGGUAUGCGUUGCUCGUGCGUGCCCCACGGACGGCGGCGUGGGGAAUCCCAAAUUCGAUUGUCAUCCGGCAACGCGAAAAGAAGCGAGAUUCGGCCCUUCGCUCUUCCCGAAGCCGGCGAAUCCGUCCGCGAGGACUCCAUUUUCGGCCUCGACCGAUCUAGCCAUUGACAGAGGAUACGCGAAACGUGAUCCUCGCGAAAGCAUGGCGGGCGUAGCGGUCUCCGUUUGCCUUUGUCUCUGAUAGAAAAUUGUCCUUGAAGGAAAAUUCGAUGAGAGAAAAGUUGCCGUGAUUUAGUCUCGAAGUGGAGGAUUGUUCGCGGGAAAACUUUACCCUGCGGCACGAAGUUUUUCCCGAAGAAAGAGAAAUCGUUUCUAAUGCUUAUCGUCAUGUGACUUUCAUGAGAUUACGUAAUUCCUCUUUCUAUGUACUUUUCCGUUUAAAUCUCAAGAAUAUAUACGUUAUAGAAUGAAGAAAGUUUUUUUUACACGUGAUAAGAAAGAAAGAUUAUAGUACAAAGAAGUUACUAUAUUGACAAAAAAUAAUGCGUUUAUAUACAGAGUAUUUUAUCUCUAUUGGAAUGUUUCAAGAUCCCAAGUUUUUUAGGUAAAUUAUUAGAUAAAUAAUUCCUGAUUGAGAAUAUUGAGAUGCUUGUUGUUUUUCUGAUAAAUUAACAAUUGAGAGUGAGCGGCUUCUGAAAAGAAAAGAAAACACAUGAAUAAUUCUUCAGUCAAUGUCAAGACUUACUUAAUUUUUAAUUUGAAAUUCCAUUGUACAAAAAUAUACAAUUAUAAAUUCCAUCACAUAAAGUACGAUAUUAAAAAUUAAAAAGACUUUAAAUAAUACUUCGUGAAACUUUUUCGUUAAAGAGGGAUCCACUUCGCGAUCCGCAUGGAUUUAUUUAUAACUCGCUAUAAAUUGUUGCAGGGUAAUUUUAUUAACAAUUUUUCAUAUAAACCUGAGUAUACCUAUAUGAACAUCGAAUGCGCACGUUCGUAUUAUUAUUUAUUCAAUAUCGCACGAGUUGAAUUGCUGUGUACAGUAGCGAACGCCGAAUCUGAUUGAGUACUUAUAUUUGGCGCAAUCAAGAAAAGAAGCAAACGACUUACAAGCACGAAUAUGAAUAUCCAUUCGCAUUCGUUCGGCGUUCGUUCGCUAUACCCAGCUUAAGAAUACCUCUCGUAAUAUUUCCUCAUACACGAUUCGCAAUCAGGUAUUUAGUUUCUGUGCUUUCCAGCCUUCAGACUGUAAUUUACUAGCCAUAAAACGUAUCGCCGUCGAUUCCUUUCCGCAGAAAUUUUCUGCGAACGCAUGAAACGCGCGAAUAUAAAGCGAUGAACUCUUUCAAACGAACGAUUAGAUGUAAAUGCGAGUAACAUUAUACGACAUGUAAGGCACCUUCGUGCAGCAAAACAGAUUUCAAGGAAAAAUUAUUUUCGACGCCAAGGACGAUUUUUCGUAAUGUAUAAUACGGCUUGAUGCGCCCCGCCGCGAAUGCACGAUGUCGAGGGUCGAGUAUGUUUGCAGGACGCAAAUCCAACGAACGGCGGUUCUUCUUAUCAGCGUCCCGAGACAUCUGGGUGUACUGUAGAUAUUUCGAGCAUUAUCUCUCGAAUUCCUGCGGUAGCGGGUACUCGGAGUACAGAAGGAUACGCGUUUAAUGUAUAUGUACUCGGACGAGCAUCAGCCCGCUCGAUCAAUGAAACCGUACAAUCUAGACAUUAAUACGCUCGCGCGAUAUCUGGAUGUUUUAAUGUACGUUUUGAAACACAAGCCCUGCAGGUUGGAAUCUGGAACGAGAAUGCGAUAUGUCGUAUGCACGCACGUUGGAACGACACUUGGCAUUACGUUUCAAAAAUAAAUUCUCUCGCAGGCGAUUAAUUCGCAGACGAGUCGCUUCUUCUCGAUCGGUUUUUUUUAUUCCCCAUUUUUUUCCUGCACGUAUAACCAUGAAUUCAAAUUAGGAGGUGUUAUAUUCAGUUGACUGUAUCAUAUUAUGUAUCAAAAGAUAAUGUGAAAGAAAUAACAACUUUACUGGGAAAAGAAAGCAGUAAUGAAAACAAACGAAAUUAGAGACGAAGAUUAUAAAUCUGCGAAAUCCGAUGAUUCAAUUAUUCAAUAAAAUAAUGAUAAUUCAUUGGAUGAAACGGCAUGAAUCGUAAAAUAUUUUUUGGCUCCAACACAAGUAUACCCGUCUUCCUGGGACACUGAUUUCCUUUUCGCGCAUCACUGACAAAAAUUAGCAACUCCAUUUAGUGGUCGUACUAUAAUUGCUCUCACAAUCAGCGAGCGUUCGCGCGCCUGCUCGAAUCAGAAAAAAAUUCGCUGCUUAGUCUUACAAUUAGAUAAAUUAUCUUAGAAGAUCGUCUUAGAAAAUCAACUGGCAGAUUAGGUUUGCAGCGACCACUAUUAUUUUGCCUUCCGACUUUUAUAAUGCAGUAAACGUUGAAGCGAGAAUACAUUUGAUACUUUGUGCUCAUCGACAACGACUCGAAUUCAGUUUACGAGCGAUAUACUCCAUAAUAAAAUCACGCACACGUAUUUAAGUGCCAUUAAAUAAAGUGAAAUUAGGAAUUAAUUCUACGAUUAUCAAUUUGAAUGGUCGGCCGAAGAUGAAGGAAUCGGGUGUCGAGAGAUUCUUCACUCUCGCAUGAAGACAUCAGUCGCCAAGACAGAGCUCGGUAGCCCGUUUUCUAUUCUAAUUCCGAAUGCUAUUCUGGUACCGGUGGAGGCAGCCAAUGGGCAACGCGUCCUCCCGGCUACCGUACGCGCAAAUACAUCCCUCACGGGCUCCUCGUCUCGUCCGGCGGGUGCACCCCCUUCCCCGUACCGAUCGCAGUCGUUCUCGAGGCAUCGUGUGCGAUGCAUUAAUCCUGUACUCGUACAUAUUACUUGCUACCGUCGUCCCUUCGUCCUUCAUCGAUAACCGCGGUGAACGUUCCUGAACCGAUCUCUCGGUCUACUCCAAACGUUCGGUCGAAAGAAGAGUGGUUUUGCACGCCGAUCAGGAUAAGCCUGAGGGGAAGAUAACGUCUCAGCCGAAAGAAGGGUGCGAUGCAGUGGCGUCGACAGAAGAAAGUCACCCACGUGAUCGGCUCCUCGAAUCAUGUGCUGCUCUUAGCGAGGUACCAAGAUGCUCCACCCGGUGAAGAGGACGAGGAGGAGGGUUUGCGAAAGGCCGACUUUGUGAAGAGCCAGGAGAAAGAGACGAACGCGCACACACAUUUCGAACGGAAUGGACAGCAGGGCGGCUACAAGCCGCGUCGGGCCGGUACCAGCACCAGCGGCGGCAGUACGAGCGGCUACGCCAGCAGCGGCUCGAGAUCGCAAAGGGACGAGAGCGCGGGCUCGCCGUCGCAGCCCAAGAUCAUCUUCAACGAGGAGGAGUACACGAGGAUCACGACGCCGCGGCAGGACGUCCUCUUUAAGAAGGGCUACCUGUCGCGCAAGAAGCCCUGGACUGGAAACGCGAGCACCAGCGCCACGCCGUCGACCACGGAGAGUCAGUCGGCGUCACAUUCCACCGCAGACGGCAGCGAAACUACAGAGGACCAGCAACUAUUGGAUAGGGACAGUGGAACGGGAGAAUAUCCGCCUAUGGUAGAGCCAGGAGCGCAACUAGGAUACGGAACGUUUUACGAUCACGCGAGCGGCUACUACUAUGAAUAUCCUGUGAUGUUGGUCGGACCUGCACCAGUACCUGCUCAAGUUGGACCAAGCGUUCUAGCGACUGUACCCUGCGGUCCAGUUCCUCUAAGACCGAUCGAAUGGAUUAAUCCUGCCUUCGUGCCUAAACUUGCCAAUCAGCCAUAUUGCUUAAUGGACUAUCAGAAUCAAAGUACGGAACCGGUCGCGAUAAUGGAGGAGCAGAACGGCACGAUAGUGACGGCGGAAGCUUCCAACAGCGUAUGGAAUGAGAGCGGCACUGGUAGCGCUAGCUGCAGCGGUAGUGUCGCCGGGGAGAUCGAGGAGCAAGCCGAGGAGGCGGACAACGCGACCGUGGAGCAUCACCCCGCGAAGGAGCAGCUCCCAGAAGAGCAACCACUGGAGCAACCACUGCAUCUCGAGGGACAGCAACAUAUAGAGAAUGGCAUGACGACGGUCGAUCCCUACCUGGAUCCACUAAUGAUGCAGGAGCCAGUGCACAUGUCGCAUAUGAUGCCGGCCGUGCCGCAGCCGUACAUGUAUCCUGGCCACUACAUGUUCGGGCCUCCCUUGGUCAACGUUAAUGGUGUUACCAUCCAGAGCGGGCCAUUGGUGAGAACUAUGGACGUAACAGCUAUGACAAUGGCGUGCGCCAAGCGAAGAAAGAAGAGAAAGAAAAGAAAACAGAGAAGACCUACUUUGGGUAACACCGAAGAUGAGGAGGAAGGGGAAUACAGUUCCGAAUGUGAUAAUGAUGUAUCGUCUUCCCGACUACCCUGGUCAGAAUGUCCGACCUCGACCGCGACUACAACGACGACGGCCGCGAAUCGACCGCUCAAUCCCGAGUGCCAGGAAUUUCAAUUGCGGUCGGUCCCGCAAUCGCGAAUUCUCUCUGAUCCUGUUUCGACAUCCGCCGUCGCCACCGUGACCGAAGAAGUCACGUCGUCUAUCAACGACGCGCCGGAUGUGUCAUCCUACGUCGAAACGGAAUCCGCCGCCAGUCGCGAGACCGAGACGUGUGAUUCGUCAACUGCUCAAAGUCUAACGAACCAGGAAGAGGCGACAAUCCGUAAUUCAGAGCAAGCCGUUAGGGAGACGUCUUUGGACGGCAUUCAAUCGCCGGCGGUUGGACACGCGCCGAGAAACUGGAACGCAGAAAUUAACGGUCAAGCGAGUCGUCUAGUCGCGAAUGUGGAAGCGAUAAUAACGAACGAAACUACGGAGAUAAGGAGCACCGCUCCGACUGAACACGAAGCGCCCUCCAGAACUGAUAAUGCUACUUUGGAGAACGAUGGCGAUUCGACCAGUGCCAAUGCGAAGCGUGAGCCAUUCGAAAGUAAUAGUAACGACGUUAGUACAAGUACAUUGAGUGAUCGCGUCAGAUGCCCUGAAGAAGGUUUAACUAAUGGCGAUGCGAACCACGAAUUACUUGCCGACUUAACGGAGAAGACGUCGGAAUCGAGAUCGGUAAGUCCUCAGGAUAAUGGCUGCUCCGAUUCAACAACGAUGAACGCCAACGAAAAAGAGGAGGUUCAACGAUUACGAUACUGCAACAAUUCAUCGGUUACGCGAGCGGCGUCACUUGGAUUGCCCAGGAAGUACAACAAGAAGGGUCUGAAAUUCGUGAGAGAGUCCACGCCCGGGCCGGACUUGAAUGACGUCGCGCAUCUGGAUGCGGAGAACAGGACGCUCGUGCAACAAUUCGAAGCUGUCGAGCUGUCGGACGCGGAUUGCAAGUGCAGUAUUGCGAACGAUAAGCUGAGCGAGACGGAACGGAAAGUGGCGAACGAGAUAGACGCGUCGGAGGUGCGUACUGAGGACACGGUCAAAGCGGCGAGCCGGGACACGAUCGAAGGCUCGAACGAGGACUCCGGAUUCGAGAGCCAGACUCGGCUGACGAAGAAGUAUCCCAUCACGGCCGCGGUGAAAGAGUGGCUGCGUCGCGCCAACUCGCCCGAUCUUUUCGUAACGUCGGCGUCGACCUCGGAGAGCGAGACGGACGAGGACGAUGAUGAAGAAAUGGAUGGAGAGCCGCCAAAAAACUUGCAAGGCAACCCCAUGCCUGCACUAUCUGCUAAUAGCGGCGUCGACAACGUCACAUCGUUGUCGCGCACGGCUAGCUGCGGCGAAUUCGCAAAGACCAACAACAAUAACAAUAACGCUAGGAAUAACGAUCAGAUGGAAGCCGAUUCGACGUCAACAUCGAUCGGCAGGAGGAAGAGGGACGCGAAGGUUGUUAAAAGGAAGACGACGGCAAAGAGAAACGACAAACGAAACAGGAAUGUCGAUGAGAGGACGCAGAGCCAGCUGGUUUCCUCGUUGGUUUCGUUGGACUUUGUCACUGCCGUGAGAUCGAGCGACAAGCCGAAGAAUAAUGUUGGUGACGUUUGCGAAUUUACUCAGGAGGAUAGCGUUGCGGGUAUGAGGGUUGCUUUAAGUUCUCGGAUAAAUUCGAAGAGAGUUAACGCAAGGCGCAUGAAGACGUUGAGAAAAAUUGAUAAAAAUCCCGUUGAGAAUAUCGACAUCAAGAUGCGACGUGUAGAUAAUUUGAGGGGCAAGGAAGUGAGCGAGGGCGGCACGGUGAGCGUGCGGACGUUCGAGAAGGGGGAGAUUAUCGUCUCGGAAGACGGCAGACUGCUACCGACGUCCUCGUACGAACCCGUCAUUCCGUUCAACGAUAAUCACGGUGAUCCCGUCGCGAGGACCGCCACUUACGUCGACGUGAUUAACAGGAACGUGGAGAAGACGACGUGCGAGAAGACUAGGAGCAGCAGCGAUAACGACGAGAACGAGAAUAGCGCGAUGAUAGCGUCCUCGGUCAGCAUAGAGGAGCCCGACGUGCUGGAGUGCUGGGAGGCGGAGACCGUCGAACCUGUGAUAACCCCGCGGAGGAUGCUGCUGCAGAGUCCGGGGGUUCUGUGCGAGGGCGAGGCGGCGGAGGACGACAGCGCCGAGCUCGAGCGGGCCAUCGUGGAGCACGUGCAGAGGUAUUACCGACUCGCGCGGGACACUGCCAACACCGAGGAGGAGUCGAGCGAGUUGAGCACGUCGGUGAUCUCGUCGAAAUCGAGAACAGUGCCAAAUGAAUGUCCGGCCGAGAAGAGGACAAUCGGGUAUUUCCGCGGCGAGGAGAUCCCGAUCUUCAUGCCGGACAAAAAUCAGGACGUUAUCAUGGACGAGAGGAUACCCGUCGACGAGGCGUUCGAGAUGUACGAGAGCUGUCACAACGGGAAAUCGCCGUUCUUGUCGUUCGACACGAGGAUGUUCGAGCGACGGCCGUUGUACGGACAGAACAGCGAGGGUCCGGUACCGUGCAGAGCGGUGUGCUGCAACAUACAAUAAUUACCGGGAAGAAUAUACGGUACACCGCAAACUCUUUUUUUUUUCCUCAAGCGAAAAAAUAUAUUAUUAUAACAUGGCUUAUAUUAUAAUAAUAUAUAAUUACGUAAUCGCGUCAGGGCCAUCCUUUUCGAAGUAGGGCCACGGACGUUGCGCUUUUUCUCCGGGUAUAUCACGUAUAUGUACGUGUCGUACGCACCCGCCCCCCCCCACCUCCCCCUCACGAUACAAAGAAAAAACCCGAAAUGUCCCGUCUCCGUCGUACGGAGAUUCAAUCGAAUCGAAUAUUCUUUCGAAGAGUUCAGUGACACACGCUCAAGGACUGAACGUUAACAAAAACCUCAAAAACAUCGCGGAUCGCGAUUACAUUUUUGUAAAUAGUUUUAAGAGUUCGUUUGUGAUCGUAUAUAUAUAUAACUCUUUCAAAAUUUUAUGUGUGUGGGAGCAUGCAUUGUAGCAGUUCACUCUACGAUAGCAUUUUACCAUUGUUGUCAUUAUACAUUGCCGUAAAUGUCAUUAUUCAAGGACAAAAGAUUCGUAAUGUUUCGGCGUUCAGCUUUUAUCUGGACCGAGCUUAUCGAGAGGUAGUACGUUUGUUUUUUUUUUUUUUUUUUCUUUCUCCGGAUGUAAAAGACAGGAAAAGAAGCGCGAAUUUUAUUUUGGAUGAAACGAUGAAAAGAGGGAGAAAAGGGGAGAGAGAGAGAGAGAGAGAGAGAGAAGAGUUACACGUAUAUGGAGGAGUGUUGGCGGCACAUAUAGGAGAUGCCAGACUGUUGUUUUUAUUCUCGCUACGAUAUCUCGUAAUACACUCACAGUCGAAAUGACAAGAGCGUUAUUUUUAGAAUCUAUAUAAAAGACACGAAUGUUAAAAAGACUAGGAGUUAUUGUUGCACGUAAUCACGUUGAAUGGCCUUUUUGCUUAGGAAAGUUCUGAAUGCUCGCAAUUUUUAACUCGGCAUUUGUCGCAGCGUCCCGCGUAAUUCAUCCGUGUGUGAGGUCUCCUCUUUCUUUCUCUGGACGAGAAAGGGAGGAGAGCGCGUAACCGAGGAGGUGCCGACGGAGCAAAAUCGUUCAAUAAUACAUAUGCUUUUAAAUAUAGCGUUACGUAAUAAAUCGCGUAGAUGUAAUAUCGCGUUCUCAUAGGAGCUAACUAGCUGAAAAAGAGAGAAAAAGAAACCCGGGCAGAACGAUAAGGCAGCGAGCCGUAGCCUUUAGCCUGUUAUUGAGAAGUAUAACGAGAUGUAUACAUAUAGCAAAAUCUUAGACGACGGUUACGUAACGAUCUGUAUUGCAGUGAUCGACGGACGUUUAGAGCAGGGGUCACCGAAUCGAUUUCUCUCGCCUGAUACUUAAUUCGCAGAAUUUGAAUCUACAUAAAAAGAUAUCGUGUCUCUCGCGUUUAACUUCGUCGUUGCAAUUUACGGGAGCUGCGCGCGACGCCCUUUAAACUCCCGCGUCUCCGAAACUGGACGCGGACGACGAAUUUUUCUCCCAAAUUUGAAUUCCACGGCACGGAUCGCUUUAAUAGUCGCACGAACGAUCUCGCCUCUAAACGUUUGUCGAGAAAUCAGGGAGAGGUGAGGUGAGGUCUUUCUUUUUUUUUUUUCUUUUCUUUUUCCGAUAGACGCGUUUCGACCGGAAUCGGAUGAACGCACCGCAAAAGAUAUGCAUAUGUGUGUACUUACGCAUAUACACAAAAAGAAGCUGCACUUGUUACGACAUAGCCCACGAACUUUAGUUGAUUUGUGUCCAGGAAUACUUAGAUCGAGGUGGUUACCUUACUUAGGUUUGCAUAAUUGCCUGUAGGUCGAUCGCUAGAUCGACGCCGUUCGCGUGUCGUCUCAUGUAAUCCCAUAUCAUAACACGUGACAUACCUCAGAGGGAUGUGUGUAAAUAAAAGUCAUUCGAGGCAUUAGCAGAACGCGAAGCGAUAAUAAGUACCGAUUAAUUAAUGAUAAUAAGGAGAGGAGAGGAGAAUGAUGUAUAGCGACGAUAAGACAGAGAGUGCUGGUGAUGACGGCAACGGGGAAGGAGGAAGGGUUGGGAGGGAGGGAAGAAGGGAAUGCGAAACCUAAUGUCACGCAGCGGCGAUACGUAGACACCAUUGUUCCUGCAAAGCUCUAGUUUCCUUAAGCAUGUAUAAAUCAUUUCCAAGAUGAUCAGGCGUAGCCUCUAUGGACGUUCGUUCACACCAAAGUAACAUUAAAGAAUAAGUAUCGAAUAUAUAUCGUUACAUUGAAAAAAAAAAAAUAUGCGCGUUGCAUCAAUUGUGUGCCUUAUUCUGUGGCGGCCGUUUUUGUAACUAUUCAAAGCACUCUCCUUGAUAAAUAGUCAGUAGCGAGAUAUCAAGGUACGAUUAAGACUUGUUAAAAAUUGAUGAAAGAUAGAGAGAGAGAGAAUGAGAGAAUGAGCGAGAGAGAGAGAGAGGCGUGCGGGAGGGCUCGCCCGCGAUGAUGAUCCUUAUCAGUGCAUGCGUAUUCGAAUGUGAACUCGUUUAGAUUCCUUUUCACGAAAAUUAUCGACCUCCAUUCGUCGGACGCGUCCGGCCCGAAUUGUACGCCGAUUAUUCAUAAAGACAUUAAAAGCGUUGCAUCUUAUACACACACGCGAGUCAUGUACAAUUAUAUUUUAGUUGAAGUUAACAUGUAUGGAAUAAGUGUACUUGAAUUUUGUUGUGUUUUUGCUUAUAAAAAUAUGAAUAAAAUUUCAAUUUUUAAAAUCAA